AUGAAUGCUCAUUUAGGUCUUUUAGGAGUCAAUUCUUUCGAGUUAGUGGUCUUUACUUGUUCUGUUUGUGGUGUAUCAUCAACUGAUCAUGCUCAAAUAAAGGAUCAUAUUACGGGUCAUUUGAGAAAACAUGAGGGAGAUGAACAAUCUGCGGUUAUGGCUCAGCGUAUUGUACUAAGCUCAUGUGACAACGAUGAAUUUCAUUGUUCCAGUGAGUCAGAUUAUGAGGAUGACGAAGUGCAGGUUAAUAUAUCUCCAGAGAAAAAAGAACGUUCGAAAAUUCUACUCUCCACUGACAGUAAUGACAAAUCAUGCUCUAGUUUGACGUGUGGUACGCCUUCUGUCACUUCAAGCAACCUUGUUCCUUCAGAUUCUAACCAAACAACUACUAUUUCAUUAAAGUCUCAUCGACAUGUUUCGGGUAAACAACCUCGUGUAGUUUGGCAAGAUUGGUCAAAGCUGAUAACACGAUCUGACAAGAAGUUCAUAUGUCUAGUUUGUAGACGAUUUAUAUACAGUGGUCGUACUGAAGUAGUUUUUCACACAGUUACAAGGCAUUUACUUUCGGUAGCUUAUGCACAUGUUAAUGAUGAACUACGUGCUUUUCUUCCUGAGUUUAUGCGUGCUCGUUCUUGCCCUUGGUCAUUAAGUACACGAGAAGAAUGGGUAUGGACUGUCCCUGAUUUACCAAUCAAAUCCUUACCUCCUAAAUCGCCUACUUCAAUUAGUAAUAGCAAUGAAUCUGAUAACCAUUGUGCUAAUACUUCUGAAUCAUAUACUCCUAUAAUUCUUAAUGAUCUUGUUCCUAAAACAGAACAAACAGAUCACAAUGCAUCACAAACUGUUAGAGCUAGUUCUAUGACUACUACCCCUGCUGUGACUGCUACUGUUAAUAAUUGUAACAAUAAUAACAGCAGUCGAAUAGACAGUAAUGAAUGUGUUUCUAUACCAACAAUUUCACCUUGUUCAUUGACUACUGUAUCCGGAUUCCUCCCAGUUCCAAUUAUGUCUAUUCAUCCUGGUUCUACCCUUAGUUUUACCAGUCCAACACUAGAAUUUACUUCGCAAACCUUACAACCUAGUCAAUCAAUUAUACCUAUUAGCUGUAUACUUACAACUAAUCCAUUAUCUUGA
Messenger RNA from Schistosoma turkestanicum, 1134 nucleotides. The record is from the annotation of a GenBank genome assembly. Lineage: Eukaryota; Metazoa; Platyhelminthes; Trematoda; Strigeidida; Schistosomatidae.